GGAUAGGGACUGAUGAGUCGAGGCCUCGAGGGGUUUGGAAGGAGCGGGAUGGGGACUGAUGAGUCGAGGGGUUUGGAGGGAGCGGGACUCUGCCUCCAGUUUUUUUCCAAAUAAGAACCUCUUCGCCAUCGCUUCCUUUCUCUUCGCGCCCGAACCGAGAAGAAGACGAACGUCGAGGCCGGGACUAAGAAGACUCUCACCACGUAAGGAAGCAAGGAUGAUGGUGAAGAAGGAGCUCCCCCAUUCAUGGUUAUUCGAUAGCCACAACAAUUCAAGGCAAUCUCCGUGGUUGUUAUCGACUCUUUCUGACCUGGAAGAGAAGACCAUGCAAAUGCUGAAACUGAUAGAUGAAGAUGCGGAUUCAUUUGCUCAGCGUGCAGAGAUGUUCUACAAGAAGAGACCCCAACUUGUAAACAUGAUUGAGGAUUUCUAUCGAACUCACCGUUCAUUGGCUGAACAAUAUGACCAGCUCAAGUCAGGAUGUGGAACACGUUGCAGCACAUCAUUUGGUCCCUCUGUCUUAGAAAAAGGAUGGUCACAGAAGGUAAGGAACAGCUCAACAGAGGCGUCAUCAGAGCUUUCCUCAGAUUUUCUUGAUUCUGAGGAUUGUGAAGUCAAUGAUCCUGAACAAGAAGCUGAAGUAGGGAGCAAGCUGAGAGAGAUGCCAGAUGAGAAGAGUGACUAUGAUGUGGUGAAGCAGAUGAGCGAAGAACUAGAAAGACUAAAACAGGAGAAUGCAACUCUGAAGGCUGAGCUAGCAGAGAAAAUGGAAGAGAAGAGGGAGGUCAUCAGACAGCUUUCUUUGCCCUUGGACAUCCUAAAGGAGGAAAAUGCUGAUUUGAGGAAGUGCAUCAAGGACGCAAAGAAUAUGGGUUGCCAUUUUGCAUUCAAGAAGCUUGCCAAGAAAAUAUUUUCAUGUAAAUUGUUUACUGGAUUCUCAAAGCCUCAGAUUACAAUUGUGGCCUCCUAAUGAUUACUCAAAUGCGAUCUAACAUUUUUUGAACUCUUUAUAACAAUUUUAUAGGGUUAAGAGUGUGACAUUUUCCUUGCUAGGCUUGAGUUGAAGCAACAUGAUUUUAUAGAGAUUCAUUGUUUUAGCAAUUCUUUUUAUGUAUACUCAAGAAAUGUGAUCUUCUCUAACAUUUUUUGAACCUUCA
Elaeis guineensis (African oil palm) is the source of this 1157-nucleotide messenger RNA. RefSeq names its product protein NETWORKED 3C. Gene Ontology annotation, molecular function: actin binding. Lineage: Eukaryota; Viridiplantae; Streptophyta; Magnoliopsida; Arecales; Arecaceae. The record is from RefSeq and is a predicted model, not a curated record.